AUGGCGUUUCAGCUAGCAGUUCUCCAGGCUGCUCCAGUCCUGACUGUCUUCAAUAUAAUGAGUAGCUCGUGUCAGCCCGCAGCACCACCAGGAACCAAACAGCCGAACACAGACGAGACGGAGAAGAGGAACAUCGGAGAGAAGAUGAUCUGCUGCAUCCUGCUGCUUCCUCACACUGACCUCCUGUGUCUUUGUUCUACCCAGAGAAUCUCCAGGAUGACAGUUCUUCGAGGACGAGCCAGUGUGAAGCCAAAGACGUCUCCUCGAGAGAAGGACGAAUCAGACUUUCAAUUGUGUUCCAGACCUGAGGACUUGAGGACUCAGGAUGAUGUACCAGUGUCAGCGAAGGGGAUCGGCCUGAACCUGAGACCCGACCCUGCAGACACGACCCCUGGAGAACCAAACACAAGCAGCUCCCAGUCUCUGCCUCUCGGUUUCUUGCAAGGGGCAACAAGGCCCCAGGCCCAGGUGCGAGCUCUGCUACCUGAGAACACCCAGCUCGCCUCACCGGCCCGCUACCAGGCAGCCUGCAACCGCGGUCUUCUCCUCAAGAGCAGCUCUGCAACCAGGCUGGAAUCCAGCGGACCAACUCAGAACAACCGGUUGAUUCUCCGAGAGUCUCACCACAUUCACCGGCUCAAACUCCAGAGAGCUCAUUUCUCAACCGUUUCUCCAACACCUGACUCAGAGCAACGUCCGAGCCAUUUGUGGAGGAAGCCAAUGAAAAACCAACAUACCCAUCUGUCGAUGUCCGACACCGAGGCUCGAACUCCAGAGAGGGAGGAGAUGAUCUGCUGCAUCCUGCUGCUCCUCACACUGACCUCCUGUGUCUGUGGAACAUUUGUAGUGAAUGUGACACAGAGCUCCUAUCAGGCGGAGGAGAACCACAACAUCACACUGGAGUGGAGCUUCACAACCAAACCUCACACUCCAUCUGACUUCCUUAUUAUCUUCUGUCAGCUGUUUACUGAUCUCAGAGCCUCAGUCCUGUAUCAUCUACAUGAGGGUGUUGAGUCCCCAGAGUCUCAGGAUGAACAGUUUUCAGGACGAGUCCAGUGUGACAAAGACGUCCUCAGAGAAGGACGAAUCAGACUUCAUGUGUCCAGACUGAGGACUGAGGACUCAGGACUGUACGAGUGUACGGUCCUCACCUCUGAUGGGAGGAGCUCUGGUAAAUGUCGCCUCAACGUCUCUGAAGCGAGGGAUCGGCCUGAACCUGAGACAGAACCUGAGACAGAACCUGGAGAACCAAACACAGCAAGUCGGAGAAGGAUCGUCCUCUACUGUGUUGUUCUGACUCUUUCUUUUGUUUUCUUAUUAAUUCACUUCCUGCCUAGAAAACAAAGAUUUCUACCCAGAGUUCAAUGUUGGAUCUGAGGAAAAGUUUCAGCUCAACAGAAACAGUUUUGGUGGGAACAGUUUCUAUUACGUCUUUUACAGCGGAAACAAUACACGGUCCAGUCAUACACUAGAUCUAUACCUAGUCUUAUUUUGAAAGGACAGCUUGUUAAACUGUGUCAGACAGAUGUGAAACGUGCACUGUGUUCACUUUAUGAAAUAAUGCUGAGAAGCUUGUCUACUUUUACUGACUUAUCCAUCAUGCACUUGAUCUAUUGGUACGAAACUGUAGCAGCUCACAGGAAGUGAUGCGACUGUUUGUGUUGUUGUUAAUGUUCCUUCUCCAGAGAAAAACUGUGAGUUAACACUGUUGUUAAUGAGGACGGUCACUAGAGGGAGCUCUUUGUGCUCAUUUAGACCAUCAGACACUUUCCUGUUUUCAGUAUCAUUGAACUUCUCUUGUCUCACACUCUGAAAUAGUAUUUCUGUAUUAUUCACUUUCUGCCUAGAAAACAAAGAUUUCUACCCAGAGUUCAAUGUUGGAUCUGAGGAAAAGUUUCAGCUCAACAGAAACAGUUUUGGUGGGAAGUUUAUUUAACCUAUUAUUGUGUUGUAUUCAUGUUUUAAUAUAUUCUUCUUAUUGAUUUGAUUAGUUGUUAUAUU
Messenger RNA from Seriola dumerili (greater amberjack), 2001 nucleotides. RefSeq lists its product as uncharacterized. The record is from RefSeq and is a predicted model, not a curated record. NCBI's taxonomy places the organism in Eukaryota, Metazoa, Chordata, Actinopteri, Carangiformes, Carangidae. The transcript has 11 exons. The coding region runs from base 1 to 1377 and encodes 458 amino acids. Gene Ontology annotation, cellular component: external side of plasma membrane. Gene Ontology annotation, biological process: negative regulation of T cell proliferation; T cell costimulation; cell surface receptor signaling pathway.